Penicillium macrosclerotiorum is the source of this 441-nucleotide messenger RNA. RefSeq lists its product as uncharacterized. The record is from RefSeq and is a predicted model, not a curated record. The transcript has 3 exons. The coding region runs from base 1 to 441 and encodes 146 amino acids. NCBI's taxonomy places the organism in Eukaryota, Fungi, Ascomycota, Eurotiomycetes, Eurotiales, Aspergillaceae.
AUGGCUUCGACAACGACACAGCAACCCGCCACCAGCACCACGUCCCCCUGGAUCGUCCUUGCGCUGGCAAGCGGCGCCUUCGCCGCUCUGAACGGACUGUUCGCAAAGCUAACAACAGAUAAUCACACAACAGCUUUUGCCCAAUCUAUAGCCCACCUAUUCGGCCUCGAGUCCUCAACUUUCUUAGAACUCCUCGUUCGCGGUGCUUGUCUUGGCCUCAAUGUACUGUGCAAUAUUAUCAUGUGGGCCCUCUUUACCCGCGCCCUGACUGCCGGCCCGUCCACCACAAAAGUGUCUAUCACAAAUACCUCAGCCAAUUUCUUGGCCACAGCACUACUCGGCAUGAUUGUGUUCAAAGAAUCGGUCGGGGGGCUUUGGUGGCUUGGCGCCGCGAUGAUGGGAGCCGGUUGUAUCUUGGUCGGAAUGCGCGAAGGGGCAUAA